AAAUCAUUGGUCCGGACAAACUGUACCAUCUGCAUCAUGAUGACUUGCACGCUAACGGAAUGGUGCGUGGAUCGUGAACAUGCAGAAAAAUGGAGACGUGAGAUGAGUAGAUAUUCAUGUUCAAAUGAUUGCCAAUAUGUUUUUCACAUUUCUUUGCAGAAAGAUCAUCAAUUCGAGGCAAUUGAUGUCAGGUCAGAACCGACUAUUAUUGCAUGAUAUCAGUCAUAAAAACAGCAACAAUGUUGCGACAGAGACGAGGAGCAACAAUAUUGCGUUUGUUGAACGCUGCCUCGUAAUCUACAAGAUAGAGAAGUUGAUGUGGAUAUCUUGAUGUGCCUUUUCAACUUUGUCUGAUGUACUGAUGACACCAUCAACACAGAGGCUGAGAUGUCUGCAGCAGAACCAGAGGCCUGUGCCCUCUCCUCUUCUUCACUUGAUGUGGAAGAGAAAUGUCAGUACUAUGGCAAUUCUAGCUCGGAUCCUCCCACUGAACCACAUCCAGACAUGGACAUGUUCUGCUGUCACAGUGUCCAGGAUUCCUUACUGAGCUCUGACAGCCGCUUCACAAACUAUAGAGGGAUUCUCAACUGGAUCAUUAUCCUUCUGAUCUUGACCCAUGCUCACCUGUUCCUGGAUAACUUUAUACAACACGGCUUCUUGAUUGACUUGAGGAAAGUCUUGGAGCACCUUAUGGAGGACCAUUACAACUGGCCGUCUGUCAACCUCAUACUGGCUGCCAAUAUGUUUGCUAUUGCUGCUCUGCUACUUGAGAGGUGUCUGGAUAAGGGAACACUAUCCCCAAGUGCAGGGCACUGUUUACACCUGGGGAACCUGGGAUUACUAACACUUUUCCCUGCUGUCAUCAUUCUAUAUGAUACUUCAAUAUCAACAGGGGGAGCAUAUUUCUCACUCUGGACCUACACUGUUCUUGGGCUCAAGCUUUAUUCUUACCAAGAAACCAACAGUUGGUAUCGUCAGGGGUCUGUUCCAUCAUCAGGAACGGACAAGUGUGUAUUACAUGAGACGAAAAAACAUAUAGAACACCUAACUAUUAAAGACCUUUACUACUUUCUCCUGGCGCCCACUUUAUGCUACCAGCGAAACUUCCCCUUCACACCGAGGGUCCGUAUCAACGUUCUUUGUAAGACGCUGAUAGAAAUGGUGGUCCUUACUCAAAUUAUUGUGGGAGUUGUGCAGCAGUGGAUUGAACCCAUCUUCCAGAGAUCAGAAAACUCCUUCUCUAAUAUGGACAUCACUACCAGGGUGGAGCACUUGAUGGAGCUUGUGGCUCCCAACCACUUCUUGUGGUUGAUGUUCUCUUUCCUGUUUUCUCACUCCUACCUGAACUUCUGUGCUGAACUGUUGUGCUUUGGAGACCGCCAUUUCUAUGGGGAUUGGUGGAAUGCUAAAACACUAAAAUGUUUUUGGGGGAAUUGGAAUAUUCCUCUUCAUAAGUGGCGCUACAGACACUUGUAUACACCACUACUGAAAAAGAGGGUGUCACAAAAGCAAGCAGAUCUGCUGGUCUUCCUGAUGUCAGCUGCCCUUUGCGAGUAUGUCAUUGCUCUGCCCUUACACAGCUGUCGUCUAUGGAUCUUCUUCAUGAUGAUCUUUGAGCUCCUGGUAGAUGUUUACCUUGGAGACUAUUUCAAGGGUAACUAUGGCAAUGGGCUGGUGUGGCUGUGCUUUCUACUGGGUCCUCCCCUGGCUAUGAUGACCUAUUUCCAUGACCACUACAUGAGUCACCAUGGCCAACAUCCUCCUGGACUGUCCGUUUCUGAGUGUUUGUCAUGAUCACUGUCGUAUACACAAUUGGAUAUAGCACUUUCGGAUACCUUUGAUAAGACUUAUGUCCAGCAAUGGACCAUUUGUAGGGACAGUCGGCAUAUCAGACAAAUUGUUCCCAUUUUUGUUGAAAAACUCAUGAAAUUAACACCUUCACAGCUAUUUAUAAUGCUUUUGAAUUUGAACAAUCUGUGGGUACAUCAUGUAAUGAUAUGACUCAACCUCACAUGAAAGAUAUGGCUGCUUAUUCACUGUAUAUCAACAUAUGGUUUUGGUUCACCCAAUGUUACUGUAAGCUUAUGGAUUAUAGCCAACUUAUUUCAGACAACAUUAACUGCUGGGUGAACUAUUGGUGAACCACAACAUGUUGAAUUUAAGCACUGUUUGAAAUAUGUAGCUUCUAAUUGUUGUUAUUCAGUAUGGGGAAAUGUGCUUUUAAAUAAACCGCAUUUGAAGCUUU
Oncorhynchus tshawytscha (Chinook salmon) is the source of this 2245-nucleotide messenger RNA. Its product is annotated as diacylglycerol O-acyltransferase 1. Gene Ontology annotation, cellular component: endoplasmic reticulum membrane. Gene Ontology annotation, molecular function: diacylglycerol O-acyltransferase activity. NCBI's taxonomy places the organism in Eukaryota, Metazoa, Chordata, Actinopteri, Salmoniformes, Salmonidae. The transcript is spliced from 18 exons. Bases 388 to 1794 code for a protein of 468 amino acids. The record is from RefSeq and is a predicted model, not a curated record. Gene Ontology annotation, biological process: triglyceride biosynthetic process.